AUGAAUAUUGUAACCUUCAACGUAAGAGGAUGUUGUAGUUCCGUGAAGAGACGGAGAAUUUCUCUAAUUAUUCAAAGAGGAAAUGCCAAUACUUUCAUGAUUCAGGAAACUAAGUGUAAUAAGAUGGAAGCUGGCACUGUUAACAGCAUGUGGAGUAUUGUCGACAAGGAUUGGUCAGCUCAGAACUCUGUUGGCAAUUCAUGUGGUAUCCUCUCCAUGUGGAAUACUACCAGAAUCUCAGCAUUAUCUAGCUUCAGUGGGAAAGGCUUCUUAGGCCUGCAUCUUGCUUGGAAUAAUCAUAACUUGGUUGUUAUCAAUGUUUAUGCUCCUUGCGAUCCAGCAAAUAAGAGAAGGUUGUGGAGAGAUUUGAUCAAUAUUAAAAGUAAUUACCCUGAUGUAGGCUGGAUUGUGGGGGGUGACUUCAAUUUGAUGAAAAACAGGGAGGAAAGACAAGGUCUUAGUGGUAAUAACAGUAGGGACAUGAAGGAGUUUAAUGAAUUCAUUGAAGAAUUUAACGUGUCGGACCUGCCGGUUUUUGGAAGUCGUUUUACUUAG
Messenger RNA from Lathyrus sativus (Indian pea), 555 nucleotides. The record is from the annotation of a GenBank genome assembly. NCBI's taxonomy places the organism in Eukaryota, Viridiplantae, Streptophyta, Magnoliopsida, Fabales, Fabaceae.